GCAUCCUCAGGAGUAGGGAGGGUUGCAGGGUGGAGGUCAGAGAACCCACUAUGGCUUGCCUUCAAUGUGGCUUCACUGGAGUGAAGCCAAGCGAGAAAGAGCUUGAAGCUUCCCUGUAGCGGCACAGCCUCAUAGCAGCAUGUCCUGGGAGGGGCCCAAGGGGGGGAAGCAACUCACUAGUGCUGCCUGCCUUGGUGCCUGCUUUGACCCUCUAGAUGCUCUGUUUGGGCCUAGACUUGAAGCAGGUGGGGGGAAGGGUGGAGGGAAGGGUGGCCACCUAUAUCUUGUUUCCCGUGGGUUGGGUUGCCAAAAGUUUGGUUGGGGACAGGCCCAUGGUGGGGCCAGCCCCUGACCCUGGGGGUUAUAUAAUGUAACUUUGCUCCUCACCAGGUGUUUGGAUGAAUAGGUGGGUCUGUGGCUUCUCCUUCUGACUUUAGGGAUGGUUUCUGGGAGAAAACAGGGAUCCUGGGAGAAUCUCUCCAAUGAAUCCUAGCUCUCUGCUAAGUCCAAGUGUUGAGUCACAGCCUGAAAAGAAACCGGUGCACACGCCAAGGAGCCAAGGAGACAGUGAACCACGUAAAGAACUGGUGAACUCAGGGACUCUUAAUUUCGAGCCUGUCCAGGAGAAAGUGAAGGCGCCCAAGCCCCAGAGUCCAGGCACCUAUCGAUUUGGCCGUCUCAGCCACCACUCCUUCUUCUCCCGGCACCACCCCCACCCCCAGAGGGUGACGCACAUCCAAGAUCUCACUGGGAAGCCCGUGUGUGUUGUCAGGGACAUCGGAGACCAGUACUCUCUGACCCCCUCGCCUCAAGACCCACUCUGGUCCCGCUGUCUGAUGAAGACACCUACAAUAGCCACCCCCAUUGGGGACCCACAGUCGAAUCAGGAGCCUCAGCUUCCUUCUGAGGCCUGGAAGAAGGAGUUGAAGACCCUGGCUUCUCGCAUAGCUGUCUUCACCAAGGAAAAUGAGCCGAAGGACAGCGAGAAGGAGGAACCUCAGAGAGAAGAGGGGGCUAAGUACUCGGCUGAGACAGGGAGGCUCAUCCCUGCUUCUGCCCAAGCCUUUGGCCGCCGCCACUCCCGCCAGGGUCACCGGAGCUCUUCUUCAUCUUCAAGUAGAAAUGGAGACAUUCAGACCAUCCUAAAAGAUCAGGAGCUGCUGGACGACCUCACCUUGCCUGGAGUUAGGUUCUCGGGUUCCGUGGGGAGGGGGCACAGGGCAGGACUACAAGGGCUUCACCUCCCACCAAGGGUCCCAACUUCAGCCAGCAGUAGACACAGCUACCAUCACCAGCCCUGCGUAAAGACCCCCCAUAGAUCACCCAAAAUAGAAAUGGAUCAUUCUUUUCUUGACUGGAGAGUAGAGGGGGGGACAAGCCCUGAAGUAGAAGAGACACCAAAGGCUGAGGAGGCUGCUGGGAGCCAAGUGGACACGCCGUUCACCAUGGACGAGUCCCAGGCUGAGCUAUCUGCAGGACCAGCCCACUUCAGCCCUCAGCCUGUCUUCUGGGAGAACAUCACCUUCUUUAUAACAUCUCCAGACCCUGGGAGUUCCAGGGUGGGGAGGCCCACGGGGUCCCUGAAACACUCACACCAAGAACUCAGGGACUCAGAACCCGGUCUUGGAACUCCUCUGUCAGAUUCUUCAGACAGACUCUUUGAGAUCUAUCCAGUUCUGGCUACUCUACGCUCCCCAGAAGGAGAAGGACCUGGCAUUGGGACUCCUCCAGACAGCAGUGGCUCAGCUUCUUCCUCAGCCCCUAGUCUCUAUCCCAGAAGAGAAACUCCUGAACCAGCUCCAGGAAGUCCAGGAAUCUCAAGAGAGACUACAGCUCACACCCUCCAGUCAAUCCCCGAAGAAGACGAAGACAUCUCCUCUACCCAAAAGCGAGAGACCAGAGUACAUUGGAAAAGCACAAGUUCUUCGGAUGUAUUCCAGCCAGAGCACAGAAGAAAAAACUCCAAAGAUAAUGGAAGAGCACUGAAGAGUGAGGAUUCUCCAACCCUCCUCACUCAGACAUCAUCCCAUACUUUAGAGUUGUCUUUAUCACCUCAACCAAAAUACUUAUUUUGCUAUAGCAAAAAGUCUAUUAAAUUAUGAUCUCCCCUUGAAGGACAGUCCCACUGUUCUAGAAGAAAAGGUCUGUUCUUAGGGUCACUUAU
Messenger RNA from Erinaceus europaeus (western European hedgehog), 2164 nucleotides. It is a transcript of the gene TBATA, whose product is annotated as thymus, brain and testes associated. Bases 483 to 2102 code for a protein of 539 amino acids. Lineage: Eukaryota; Metazoa; Chordata; Mammalia; Eulipotyphla; Erinaceidae. The record is from RefSeq and is a predicted model, not a curated record. The transcript is spliced from 11 exons.